Messenger RNA from Solanum tuberosum (potato), 1816 nucleotides. Its product is annotated as hydroquinone glucosyltransferase. Gene Ontology annotation, molecular function: UDP-glycosyltransferase activity. The record is from RefSeq and is a predicted model, not a curated record. The coding region runs from base 106 to 1542 and encodes 478 amino acids. The transcript has a single exon. Lineage: Eukaryota; Viridiplantae; Streptophyta; Magnoliopsida; Solanales; Solanaceae.
UUCUUGUAUAAAUAAAAACCUCAUUCUUCUGAUUUCCUACCAUUAAACUAAAGCUCAAAUAAUUCACUACUUGUCUCUUUUGUUGAACCAGAACUCAUCUUAACAAUGGCGCAAAUUGUUAUGGCGACGCAAUCAGAAAUUCCUCAUAUUGCAAUUUUACCUUCUCCUGGUAUGGGUCAUUUAAUCCCUCUUGUCGAAUUCGCUAAGAGAAUCUUUCUCCAUCAUCAAUUUUCUGUUACUCUUAUCCUCCCUACUGAUGGCCCUAUUUCUAAUGCUCAGAAAAUUUUCCUGAACUCACUUCCUUCUUCCAUAGAUUAUCAUCUUCUUCCUCCGGUUAAUUUCGAUGAUUUACCUGAAGAUGUUAAAAUCGAAACUCGUAUUUCACUUACUGUUACUCGUUCUCUUCCUUCACUGCGUGAAAUUUUGAAACCCAUUAUUGAAUCGAAGAAAACAGUUGCGCUUGUUGUUGAUUUGUUUGGUACUGAUGCAUUUGAUGUUGCUAUUGAUUUGAAAAUUUCUCCCUAUAUUUUUUUCCCUUCUACUGCUAUGGCUUUGUCUCUGUUUCUCUACUUGCCGAAGCUUGAUGAAACGGUGUCGUGUGAGUACAGAGAGUUGCCCCACCCGAUUCAGAUUCCGGGUUGUACCCCGAUCCACGGAAAGGAUCUACUCGACCCGGUUCAAAACCGGAAAGAUGAAUCUUACAAAUGGCUUCUUCAUCAUGCGAAGAGGUAUGGAAUGGCAGAAGGGAUAAUAGCAAACAGCUUUAAGGAAUUGGAAGGAGGAGCCAUUGGAGCUCUACAGAAAGAAGAACCCGGUAAGCCAACCGUUUACCCGGUUGGCCCGCUUAUUCAGAUGGAUUCGGGUAGUAAGGUUGACGGGUCGGAGUGUCUGACGUGGCUGGAUGAACAGCCACGUGGCUCUGUGUUAUACAUAUCGUACGGUAGUGGUGGGACCCUCUCUCAUGAGCAACUUAUUGAAGUUGCAAAAGGCUUGGAAAUGAGUGAACAAAGGUUCUUGUGGGUAGUUAGAUGCCCUAAUGACAAAAUAGCUAAUGCUACUUUUUUUAAUGUCCAAGAUUCAACUAAUCCUCUUGAGUUUUUACCAAAAGGGUUCUUGGAAAAGACAAAAGGGUUUGGUUUAGUGGUGCCUAAUUGGGCCCCACAAGCCCGAAUCCUGAGCCAUGAGUCAACGGGUGGGUUCUUGACUCACUGUGGAUGGAACUCAACUUUGGAGAGUGUGGUCCAUGGGGUACCACUUAUAGCUUGGCCACUCUAUGCAGAACAAAAAAUGAACGCGGUUAUGUUAAGUGAGGAUGUAAAAGUGGCACUAAGGCCAAAAGUCAAUGAAGAAAAUGGCAUAGUGGGAAGAUUGGAAAUUGCUAAAGUUGUGAAAGGACUAAUGGAAGGUGAAGAAGGCAAAGGAGUGCGCAGUAGAAUGAGAGACCUUAAAGAUGCAGCAGCCAAAGUGCUUAGUGAAGAUGGUUCUUCUACAAAAGCAUUAGCUGAAUUGGCUACUAAAUUGAAGAAAAAAAGUGUCAAAUAAUUGAUGUAGCUAGUCAUUAUUUUGUUGCAGAGGACCUUUCUCUGGUACGAGAGGACCAGUUAUCGUGCCAUGGUAAAUGCUGCUGGGUUCAAAACUCUCCUAUGUCUCUAGUUGUUCCAUUCCGUAGUUAGUAAUAAUUGUGCUUUGCAAUUGAAAUGUUAGACAUGUUUUGGCUUAUGAUUUUGUGUACAUCUAUGAAAACUACAAUUGAAUUUGUUUUGAAUUAUAUUCUUACUACUCUAAUUAGUGUAUGUAUGAUCAUUAUUUUCUUAAA